AGAGCACACAGUGUCCGGAACACAUGUUUGCACACUCCAGUUUGUAGCCGGAAUUUAAUUGAAGACGUACUGACGUCAUUGGUGCAGUUCACUUCCGUUAUCUCUCCCCCCCGCUAUCGGAAAAUCUGCGACGAUCUGCCGCUGUCACAAAAUGUACCGGCCGUUAAUAGGGAAGUCCUGUCGUUUAUUUAAUCGAAUAAAUUGAGAACAUUCGAUAUGUUGACAAGGGCACAGAAGCGGCUGUGGAAGUACGUCGAGGAGGGCAGCCUCUUCAAACUCAAGACAUACCUGCGGAAGCACCGGGACUUAGACGUCAACUUCUCUCAGGGCAAGAGGCAGAGGAGCCCGCUGCAGCUCGCCUGUAACCUGGGGGACGACGCCGUAGUGCGGCUGCUGCUCGACCACGGAGCCGAUGUGCUCCGGGCCGACAAGAAAGGAGACACGGCGCUACACGUCGCCGUCAACAGGGCUCUUAAACGCGGAAAAACUGCUUAUGACGACCUGGUGGUGCCUCUCCGAAAGAGUUGCCCGGAGGCCAUGGACGCCUCAAAUAUGGCAGGUGUGACGCCCCAGGACCUGCUGAAUGGCUUCAAACACUCCGAGUCUUCUGGACAAGGCGCAAGUGGCCCAUCUCGAGCUGACACUGAGAGAGACUGGAUGGAGAAGCUGUUUGGCGAAUGUGAGGAUGAGUUCUGCGAAACCUUUGGAGUUUAUGAUGCGGAUGACUUCCUUCCUGUCGAUGAAGAUGAGGAGGACUACGGUGACUGGGCCGAUCGCAUCAGAAGAGAAUAUUUUUCCAAGAAGCACGCGGAAGCUCAGAGAAUGGCCGCCUCGUCGUUUAGCGGGAGGAAUAAGAAGAGUAAGCGAGAAGAGGAGGAGCAGAGCUACAAGGAGCUGCACGCCAGGCUGCAGAAGGAACACGAAGAGUAUUUGUCUCGCGCCGCCCGCAAAGAGGAGGAAACUCGGCAGGGUAAGAAGCGGCGCUAUGAGCAGAUGUGCGCAGCCACGUUUCACGGCGGCGGCGCCAAGCUGCUGAGCUACGGCGACAUCCCCUGGCCGGCGCCGCGCGGCACCGUUCAGGAGAUGGCGGACGUCAUGCUGCACGGCGUGGACCGCAAGGACACAGCUGGCUUCCGCAAGGCUCUGCGCAAGCAACAGGCACUGUGGCAUCCCGACAAAUUCGCUCAGAGGUGCGAAGCUCGGCUGGACGGGAAGGACAAGCAGCGCAUCUUGGACACGGUGACUGCUCUGUCGCAAGAACUCAAUAGACUGGCUCAAAGCCUGAAGCCAUGACAUAAGAUUUUCUUUUAUUUGGGAGUUGGGCUGGCUGUUCAAUUCCAGCUCUUGCAGAAUUUACAGUCAUCACGACUUUCCUCUAAAUAUUUCUGCCAUUAAAACUUGAAUAAUAAACAUGGAA
Messenger RNA from Hippocampus comes (tiger tail seahorse), 1417 nucleotides. It is a transcript of the gene nfkbil1, whose product is annotated as nuclear factor of kappa light polypeptide gene enhancer in B-cells inhibitor-like 1. Gene Ontology annotation, molecular function: protein binding. NCBI's taxonomy places the organism in Eukaryota, Metazoa, Chordata, Actinopteri, Syngnathiformes, Syngnathidae. The coding region runs from base 217 to 1293 and encodes 358 amino acids. The transcript has 4 exons. The record is from RefSeq and is a predicted model, not a curated record. Gene Ontology annotation, biological process: negative regulation of canonical NF-kappaB signal transduction.